AUGAGAUCGGCGCCAGGAACCCAGCCGUCGAAGAGCGAUCCCUGGGAUCUGGCAAAAGGCCAGCAGGGCGCGGGAGUAAGGCGGCAGGAGGACACAGAGGAGACGGAGUCGCUGACGUCAGCAAACGAGGCCGACGGCGAGGAGUCGGCGGAGGAUUAUCCAAAGGACGCGGGAGUAGAUCACUCGUCGGAUCGCUCAGCAGACGAAGUGCGUGGGCGUGGCGAGAGGCGACGCGGGGGCGCGGAAGCAGAUCGCGCGCCAGAGGAGGUGCGCGGAGGUGACGUGAGGCGCCAGGGGAGCCGCGCAGAUGCAGAUCGCGCACCAGAGGAAAUGCGCAAAGGUGACGUGAGGCGCCAAGGGAGCCGCGCGGAUGCAGAUCACGCACCAGAGGAGGUGCGCGGAGGUGACGUGAGGCGCCAGGGGAGCCGCGCGGAUGCAGGUUGCGCACCAGAGGAGAUGCGCGGAGGUGACGUGAGGCGCCAGGGGAGCCGCACGGAUGCAGGUUGCGCACCAGAGGAGAUGCGCGGAGGUGACGUGAGGCGCCAGGGGAGCCGCGCGGAUGCAGGUUGCGCACCAGAGGGGAUGCGCGGAAGUGGCAUGAGGCGUCGCAGGAACAUGGCGGCAGAUCACGCGGCAGCUGGGCAUCGAGAAGAUGAGGGUCGAUGUCAUGAACCCGCAGAAGCGCAUCACUCGCCCGAGCCAAGGCAAGGCCAUGAGAGAAGGAGGCACAUGGCGAUGGGGCGAUCGCCGGAGAGGCAGGAAGAGGAAGCAGAAGAAGAAUAUGAGGAACAGCGCGAGCUGCGCUCGCCAACAUGGGGGCGGAGCCACCAGGGGGAGGCGCGGGUCAGGAGUGGUGACCGUUCGUUGCCAGGCCCCUCAGGAGCAGAUGCAAGAGCGAGCCGGGAAGGAAAGGAAGUGUACCCACGAGGAAGGGCAGAGGCUGCGAAGGAUUUGGGCGGAGAGGCAAGGAGGCGACAAGAGAGAGAGGGACGAAUCAGGAAGGGCGAGGGAGAGCGCUAUCGCCGUGAGCUAUCACCUGGUGAGGAGGCUGGAAGAGAGGACCAUAGCCGCCAAGAGUGGGGAGAGCGGGAGAGGCGUCGCGGGGAAUAUUCGCCUAAAAAGGAAGACGGGCAGAUGGGAGGUUCAGAAAGGCGAAGGGAGGCGUAUGAGAACGAACGGGGAAGAAGCCCGAGUCCGGUGUGGUAUAGGAGGCCGUAG
Messenger RNA from Closterium sp. Yama58-4, 1218 nucleotides. NCBI's taxonomy places the organism in Eukaryota, Viridiplantae, Streptophyta, Zygnematophyceae, Desmidiales, Closteriaceae. The record is from the annotation of a GenBank genome assembly.